AUGGCGCGAACAGACCGGGAUAUAUUGCCAGACAAUGUACGACCGUCGAACUACAAUCUAUCUUUGUUCGACCUCGAGUUCGGUGGCGGAUGGGCUUACAGCGGCACUGUCAAGAUUGAUGCUGCUGUGAAGAAACCUUCGAAGGAAAUCGUGGUCAAUUCGAAAGAGCUAGAGAUCAAAAGCGCAAGUCUGCGGUCGGUGAACAGUGAAUCGACAGAAUGGAAAGCUUCCAAGAUCGACGUCGAUACUUCGAACGAGCGGGCGACUCUUAGCUUUGCGGAGGAAAUACCUUCUACGGAGGAAGCUGUUCUGACCAUCGACUUCAAGGGGACCAUCAACAAUGCGAUGGCAGGCUUCUACCGGUCGAAGUAUAAGCCAGCGGUUACACCGUCCCAAGGAGCUGCAAAAGAGGGGGAAGAUUACUACAUGUUCAGUACGCAGUUCGAGGCGUGCGAUGCAAGGCGGGCGUUUCCCUGUUUUGACGAGCCCAAUUUGAAGGCCACCUUUGAAUUUGAGGUUGAAAUCCCGGAAGAUCAGAUCGCACUGAGCAAUAUGCCUGAAAAAGCAACCAGAAAAGGUGGCAAGAAGGGCUUGAAGGUGGUAUCAUUCGAGAAAACACCAGCCAUGAGCACAUAUCUCGCUGCAUGGGCUGUUGGAGACUUCGAGUAUGUCGAAGGACACACUGAGCGGAAAUAUAAUGGGAAGAACUUACCAGUCAGAGUAUACACUACCAAAGGACUCAAGGAGCAAGGUCGAUUCGCUCUUGAGCAUGCUUGCAAAACCAUCGACUUCUUUUCCGAGACCUUCCAAAUCGAUUAUCCUCUUCCGAAAUCAGACCUACUCGCAGUUCAUGAAUUUGCAAUGGGUGCCAUGGAGAACUGGGGUCUUGUCACAUACAGAACAAUCGCUGUGCUAUUUGAUGAAGCCAAGUCGGAUUCAAGGCACAAGAAUCGAGUGGCAUAUGUUGUAGCACAUGAACUCGCCCAUCAGUGGUUUGGCAACCUAGUGACUAUGGAUUGGUGGAAUGAGCUUUGGCUGAACGAGGGAUUUGCGACUUGGGUUGGCUGGUAUGCUGUAGAACACCUACAUCCAGACUGGAAGGUUUGGAGUCAGUUCGUUGCUGAAGCUGUCCAAACAGCUCUCCAACUCGAUUCGCUGCGUGCCUCUCAUCCGAUUGAAGUACCUGUGCGGAAUGCUCUUGAGGUCGAUCAAAUCUUCGACCACAUUAGUUAUCUUAAAGGAAGUUCUGUCAUUCGAAUGCUCGGCAAUCAUCUUGGAAACGAGACUUUCUUAAAGGGCGUUGCAGCAUAUUUGAAGGAGCAUGCUUAUGGCAAUGCAACAACCGACGACUUAUGGAAUGCCCUGAGCAAGGCCUCUGGUCAGGAUGUGAAGCAGUUCAUGGACCCCUGGAUCCGGAAAAUUGGGUUCCCGGUAGUGACGGUAGCUGAAGAGCCGGGCCAGAUCUCUGUCCGACAGUCGAGGUUCUUGACCACAGGUGAUGUCAAGCCAGAAGAAGACGAGACGACAUGGUGGAUCCCGCUGGGCCUCAAAUCAGGCGCACAAACAAAGUCUGCCGGUUCCGCUCUGACUGUGAAAGAGGACACCAUUCGUGAUGUUGAUGACUGCUUCUACAAACUCAAUGCCGACCAGAGUGGAUUUUACCGUACUAACUAUCCACCUGAUCGAUUGAUGCAGCUGGGCCGUAUGCGAGAACGUCUAUCCACGCAGGACAGAAUUGGGCUGAUGGGAGAUGCGACGGCUUUGGCUGUGGCUGGUGAUGGUACUACGGCUGGGCUGCUCACUUUGCUGGAGAGUUUUAGAGACGAAGACAAUUACCUCGUCUGGUCUCAAAUCUCAAGUUCACUGGCCAAAUGCCGGGCAGUAUUUGCUUCCAACAAGAAAGUCGCCGAUGGCCUUAGAAAGUUCGCCUUGAACCUCGUAUCGCCUGCGGCAGAAAAGAUAGGAUGGGAAUUCAAGGAAGAUGAAGACUAUUUGACAAUACAGCUUCGAAAGCUUCUUCUUGGGAUGGCAGGUGGUGCUGGACACGAAGGAAUCAUCGCCGAAGGCAAGAAACGAUUUGAGACGUGGAAGUCUGGUGGAGAGCUACAUCAAAACCUACGGGCCGUCGUUCUCAACAUGAAUGUUGCCAAUGGUGGACGCUCGGAGUACGAUACUGUAAAGCACGAAUACCUCCAGAGCACUUCUGUCAACGAUAAAGAGGCCUGUCUCCAAGCCCUUGGUCGAGCUAAAGAUAGCGAUCUCGCUCGAGAUUCACUAGAAUUUGUUACCUCCAGCGAUGUGCCUAUCCAGGACUCGCACUACGGCCCAAUGGCUGUCUCUGCCAAUAACAGUACUCGAGAUGAAGUGUGGAAGUACACUAAAACACAAUGGCAAAGGCUCAAUGAGCGACUUGGUGUCAGCAAUAUCUGUAUGGAUCGAUGGAUGAAGAUGGGUCUCAACAACUAUUCGGAUCAUGGCAUCAGAGAGGAGAUUUCGGACUUCUUCAAGGACAAAGAUACUCGGGCAUACGAUCGAAGUCUGGUCGUCAUCUCUGACACGAUCAAGGGCAAUGCAAAUUAUAAGGAACGGGACGAGAAGUUGGUGCUGGAAUGGCUGGAGGCCCAUGGGUAUGCAUGA
Molecule: messenger RNA, 2637 nt
Organism: Endocarpon pusillum Z07020
Lineage: Eukaryota; Fungi; Ascomycota; Eurotiomycetes; Verrucariales; Verrucariaceae
Exons: 11
Coding region: 1-2637 (878 amino acids)
Biological process (GO): proteolysis; peptide catabolic process
Cellular component (GO): cytoplasm
Molecular function (GO): metalloaminopeptidase activity; zinc ion binding; peptide binding
Source: RefSeq, a predicted model, not a curated record